Messenger RNA from Thermothielavioides terrestris NRRL 8126, 2013 nucleotides. RefSeq lists its product as uncharacterized. Gene Ontology annotation, molecular function: serine-type endopeptidase activity. Bases 247 to 1797 code for a protein of 516 amino acids. The record is from RefSeq and is a predicted model, not a curated record. The transcript has 3 exons. Lineage: Eukaryota; Fungi; Ascomycota; Sordariomycetes; Sordariales; Chaetomiaceae. Gene Ontology annotation, cellular component: membrane. Gene Ontology annotation, biological process: proteolysis.
GACCUCCCGACCACGACGCCGUUUACUUGCGCCCGGGUCUGAUUUUCGGUGUCGCGGUCGGCCGCCGUCCCUUUCCCACUCCGUACCCUGUUCGUUGUUUCGACAUCUCUCAGCGGGCCGUUUCUCCAGCAGCUACCUGGGGAGUGGGGUUUCGGUCGCUUGGCCCAGGAGAUUGCGUUUCGGAGCUCCUGCUCCUGCGAGCCCGGGGAAACGACCUGGCCGUCCCGUUGCUAGUCCCCAACGAAAAUGGCGGCAAACGACUACUACAACCCACACCAAAAGCCGCUACCCGAUGCGGCCUACCACUCUUCCUCGUCCACCUCGACGUUCGCUCCCCCGUACAGCUCGCAGCCAAAUCUCGCGCCCGGCGCGCGGCCCUCACAAGGCGUGUCCGCUUCGCCCUUUGAAACCGUGUUCGACGAUCAUGUGUAUCCCGCAAGCACGCACCAGCCCACUCCGUCCUCGAGCCAGCACCGUUUGAGCCACCAAGACACCGCCUACCACGGCCACUCGCCCGUCUCGCCAGACGACAUGACCUACAACCACUCCGCCGACGACAUCCCGCUCCAGGACAGCGCCCCGCGGCCCCCGCCAAAAGAUGAAGAGAUGCAGGACCAUGUCUACGACGCGCCGCGCCCGAAGAAGCCGCGCCGGGGCCGCGUGCGCUUUGGCGAGCUGGGCAUGUUGGGCUCCGGCCGCAAGAAGAUCCCGUUCGUCGUCUACUUCUUCACCCUCGUCCAGGCGGCCGUCUUCAUUGGCGAGAUCGUCAAGAACGCGACGGAAACCGGAUCCCCCAUCAUGAUUCACCCAUCGUUCAACCCCAUGAUCGGUCCGUCCCCUUACAUCCUCGUCAACAUGGGCGCCCGCUUCGUCCCCUGCAUGCACAACAUGGAGGGCAUCCAGAACGCGAAUGAACCGCUGCCCUGGCCGUGCCCGAACUCCACCUCGCAAGACCCGACCCUCCCCGAGAACAGGUGCACGCUCUCGGAGCUUUGCGGCUUCGGCGGCGUGCCGGAGCCGGCCUACAAACCGGGCACGCCGCUCGACACCCAGCCGGCCCCGAACCAGUGGUUCCGCUUCAUCACCCCGAUCUUCAUGCACGCCGGCGUCAUCCACAUCGGCUUCAACAUGCUGCUCCAGCUGACCCUGGGCCGCGACAUGGAGAAGUCCAUCGGCUCGAUCCGCUUCUUCCUCGUCUACAUGAGCGCCGGCAUCUUCGGCUUCGUUCUGGGCGGCAACUUCGCUGCGACCGGCAUCGCGUCGACCGGCGCCUCGGGCGCCCUCUUCGGCAUCAUCGCCCUGACCCUGCUCGACCUGCUCUACUCGUGGCGCGACCGCGUCAACCCGGUCCGGGACCUCGCCUUCAUCGUCCUCGACGUCGUCAUCUCCUUCGUGCUCGGCCUGCUCCCCGGGCUCGACAACUUCUCCCACAUCGGCGGCUUCCUCAUGGGCCUCGCCCUGGGCAUCUGCGUGCUGCACUCGCCCAACUCGCUGCGCCGCCGCAUCGGCGACGACGUCCCCUACGCCAGCUCCCACGUCAGCCGCGGCUCCGCCGCCCUCGGCACCCCGCCCGGCUUCCUCCAGAACCCGGUCGGCUUCUUCAAGGGCCGCAAGCCCCUCUGGUGGGCCUGGUGGCUCAUCCGCGCCGGCGCCCUCGUCGUCGUCACCGUCGUCUUCAUCCUGCUGCUCAAUAACUUUUACAUCUACCGCGCCACCUGCAGCUGGUGCAAGUAUCUCAGUUGCUUGCCCGUCAGCAACUGGUGCGAUAUCGGCAACUUGCAGCUUCCGGGGAGUUAACGACGCUAAUGCGCAUACUUUAUUUUUUUUUUUUUUUCUUCCCUUUAUCGCCUCCUCGCGGGCAAGACAGCCGUGGAAUCAGUCACGGUACAUUAACGGGGAAGGAUAUUAUUAUUAUUUGAUGGAUGGGAACUCGUGGUAUUUCCCAUCGCCUAGCGGAGCACACCCAACCACCAUCUGCUUGUUGGGUAGAAAAUAAAGGGGGACGGGUUUAAG